This is a messenger RNA of Aureobasidium namibiae CBS 147.97, 1110 nucleotides long. RefSeq names its product MFS general substrate transporter. The coding region runs from base 1 to 1110 and encodes 369 amino acids. The transcript is spliced from 5 exons. Gene Ontology annotation, molecular function: transmembrane transporter activity. The record is from RefSeq and is a predicted model, not a curated record. NCBI's taxonomy places the organism in Eukaryota, Fungi, Ascomycota, Dothideomycetes, Dothideales, Saccotheciaceae. Gene Ontology annotation, cellular component: fungal-type vacuole membrane. Gene Ontology annotation, biological process: transmembrane transport.
AUGAAGUCACACGCACGUCCGCCUUUGUACCAACCCGACGGUGGUCUGGCAGCUUGGCUGCAAGUGGUGGGAAGUUUCUUGAUAAAUAUGAACAACUGGGGGCUGGCGAAUAGUUUCGGCGUGUACCAGGCAUACUAUCAGUUUGAGCUGCUCCAAAGCCAUAGAGCUCUUCUUCUCCUAAUCGGCGCUUUCUCUGGACCAUUGUUCGACAAAGAAUACUUUCGCUUGAUCCAGAUCUUCGUAGGCUUAGGUGUUGUCUUCGCUCGAAUGAUGUUGAGCCUCACCCGAGAUUACUAUUCGGUCAUGCUAUCGCAAGGAGUACUUCUCGGCGUCUGCCUUGGAUUCCUGUAUAUUCUAAGUGUCGCACUUAUUCCCCUGUAUUUCAAGAAGAACAGAGGACUUGCACUUGGUUUGGCAACCGCAGGCGGCUCACUCGGUGGCGUCUUGUAUCCUCUAAUCUUUCGCCAACUGCUCAAUCAUGUCGGGUUCGCAUGGACCAAUAGAGUAAUGGAUUUUCUGGCCCUAACGACGAUGCUGCUUUCGGUCGCUCUUGUCAUACCAAUCGGAGCAAUGACCGAGUUACCGUAUUUCUGCUUCAUGAUUGCCGGCCUUUUACUCUUCGCUGGGGUUCUCGUGCCGUUUUUCUUGGUCACGAUAUACGCGGAGCAGGCAUUGUCGGCUUCGGCAAAUCUGUCUUUCUACUUGCUUAUGGUGUUGAACGGAUCGCAGCUUUUCGGCCGUGUCCUUGGAGGACUUCUGUCUGACCAUAUUGGCGGAGAGAUAAUGCUGUUAGGAGCAAUAAUCACGACGGGCAUCCUUAGCUUCUGCUGGAAUGCCAUUCGCGACCUGGCAGGGUAUAUAGUCUGGCUCGUCGUAUACGGGUUCAUUAGCGGUAUGGUCGUCACGCUUCCUGCUGUAGUACUGCCUUAUCUCUGCCCGAGCAUGGCAGUACUAGGAACCAGAUUAGGUAUGGUAUAUGCGGCUGGAGGCAUUGGAUUUCUGAUCAGUUCGCCCGUUGCGCUGGCAAUCAAUGACGUGAGUGGUGCCUUCUUCGAUUCCGUAGCGGCUAAGGAAGCCUGGACAAGACGGCGACUAUACAAGUCAUCCUGA